This is a messenger RNA of Symbiodinium natans, 7632 nucleotides long. The record is from the annotation of a GenBank genome assembly. NCBI's taxonomy places the organism in Eukaryota, Dinophyceae, Suessiales, Symbiodiniaceae.
AUGAGCAGCCAGGAACAGCAACAGGCACAAGUGACUGCAGCGCAAGUGAUGCAGGAGCUUGUGAAUCUGAGAAACGAACUCACAAGGCAACGCGAAGAGAAUGAUCGGCUAAGGGCCGAGCAAAGCACAGCACUUGAGCGAGUGCGGCAAGAGAGUGCAGCUCAAGUUGCGGAAGUGCGAGCACAGGCGCAUACGGCAGUGCAGCAGGCGACGGCUCAGAUGGGCACGAUGCCACAGUUGGUGAGCGACAUGGUCAAGUCGAACAAGGAACUGGUUGAGGCCAUGGCAAAGAAAGGAGGACCAAACGAGAAGCUCUGUUUGGUCGACACAAAGGGCCUGGGAAAGCCGACGACCUUCUCAGGUGAGAGUGAACAGUUCCUACCAUGGAGGCAUCGAAUGUCGAGCUACGUUUGUUCGAUCCACCAUGAUCUGCAAGAAGUUCUAGAGUGGCUCGAAGAGAGGGAGAAGCCAUUCUCCUCGGAGGAGUUGGACACAGCCUUUGGAGAAAAGGCGUUGGAGGCGGAUCGAGUUCCCAGACUGCAAGAAAAGUCGAGGGAGCUCGCGAACGCGCUCCAAAUGGUUACCUCGAAGGAACCAUUUACGAUCGUGUGCAAUUGCCAGAACAACGGGUUCGAGGCAUGGAGACGCCUUACGAGGCGAUACGAUCCUGCGACUGCAAGCAGGAAGCGCACGAUGUUGAGAGCGAUUAUAUCGCCCCAGAAGCAGAAGCUGGAGAAUCUCCCUCAGGCCAUCGAAGAAUGGGCCGACGCUGUGCGCACUUACGAGAAGCGCAAGGACAGCACAGGGCGACGAACGACCCUGGCUGAUGAGAUAAAGAUGGCAGCACUGGAGGCAAUGUUGCCACAGGAGCUGGAGUCUCACAUCCAGUUGAACCAGAGCCGGUUCUCCACGUACGACGACGUGCUCGACGAGGUGACUCGCUUCAUCGAGUACAAGACAGGAAAGAGUCUGAAGGUGAUUUCUGCAGCCGCAGCCAGUGCGGCGAGCAAGGAUGAUCCUAUGGACCUGUCGUAUGUGGAGAAAGGCAAAGGAAAAGGAGCAAGCAAGGUCGUGUGCCACAACUGCGGCAGGAGCGGACACUAUGCCCGCGACUGCUGGAGCAAUGGAGGCAAAGGUUCGCAGCAGCAACGGGGCUCACCCAAAGGAAACAUAGAAGAAGGAGGAGAGAACACAGGAGAAGGAAACCAGGACGAGAACUGGCAGGAAGGAGAAGAGGAUGAAGGCUGGGAAGACGGAGACUGGGGAGAAACCUGGGAGGACGGUUGGGAGGAAGCAGAAACAAACAACCUCUACGUGGGAGCGUUAGAAAGAGAGAGCCCGAAGAGAGAGAAAGAGAAGAAGGAGAAAGAGUCGAAGCCAGACCCCGGCAGUCGUGGCUCAAGUAGGGAAGAGGGCUCCGGCCCGACCGUGCUUGGGGCCAUGGCGCCAAAGAACCCGAAAAGGAAGGUUCCUCCAAAGGAGGAAAAAGACGAGGAUGAAAAGGAGCUGGAAGCUCUGGAAGAGCAAAUGGACAGAGCAAGGGGUCAGUUCCAAGACCUGAAGGAAAAGGUGGAACUUGCGAGGAGACGUCGCCAGGAAAGACUUCUUCAGGAAGCGGAAGAGCUGGCAGAAGCCAGGAGACGUUCCCGCGGCGAGGUGCCAGGGCAGUCCAGCUUCGGAGCGUUUUCGUCUUCGUCGCGAGGACCUCCGGAGAGAGUGCGCGAGCCAAAGGCCGGAAAGAAAGAGGAGAAGAAGGAGGUGAGGUCUAAGGCUUUGGACACGGCACCCUGGAAGCGCGUUUCGCGCUACCGGGAGCCACCAGUGCCUGAGCCCAAGACCCCUCCAAAGGCGAAGCAAGAAAGGCCGAGAACACCGCCGAAGUCACCACCGCCUUCCAGGACCAAAAGUCCGCUUCUCAAGCCGAAGGUAGAGCCAAAGAGAACAGAGCCAAAGUCACCACCUUCGAAGCCAAAGGUAGAGCCGAAGAGAACAGAACCAAAGUCACCACCUUCGAAGCCUCCACCUAGAAGUGAAGAAGUGCAGCCAAGAAGCGAAGAGGUGGAGAGACAACUUGCUACCACAGCGCCGAAGUGGGGAGCCUCAAGGAGCCAAAGACCUGUGGCGAAGGCAAAGCCAAAGCUUCUAAGGAGUCCGGCGUCUUGGGCAGGAAUGCGCUUCAGGGAACGUGUGGCCCACCAAGAUGCCAUACGAGACAAGAAGCCCAGAGGCACCGUCGGGGAGUCCUUACUGAAGAAGCAAGGCGAGGCCUGCUCCACCUGCGUGUCAAGGCGACUGAAGUUCAGGAGCAAAGCGUCCCUUCUGCUGAAGAAGAGGAUGAAAGAGUACAAGGCAGCAGCUGCAAAAGCAGCGGGCUCCCACUACGCCAGGAAAGUUUUCGAAAGAGAAAAGCUUGUGAGGGCCGACAGGCCCAGCAAGGCUGAACUGAGGAGCGCAAAGGUAGCCGAGAAGGUGAAGCAAAGGGAGGAAGAAGCCGCUGGUGAAGAAGAAGAAGAAGACAAGUUUUCCUUGGAGCCGGAGAGCUCCGAGGACGAAAGCGACUUCGAGGAUGACCCUCCAAGCGAGGGGCCCGAGGAACCCAAGAAGGAAGAAAAGAAGAAGCCACCAAAGCAGGAAGAAGGAACCGAAGGAGCAACCGCGAUCACGGCAAGCACCUCGAGCAGCAUGCAAAGGAUGCUAGCGUCGGGUCUUAUGGAGACCAACCGUGCGAACCUCGCGGUCUUGGACCAGAGGAUCGCGACAAAGAGAGAGAAGCUCGAGGGACGCGGCAGUGACCCAGAGCUGGAAGCCGAGAUCGCGAGCCUGGAAGACGAGCGGAAGCGCCUGAAAGAGGAGCGUGAGCGCCUCAGGGCGCAGCAAGCGGGCGUGAAGAAAAAGGAACCCGAACACCGCAGAGACCAGUCGGUGCACGACGUGCGCUACAAACGCCAAGUGGAAAAGGGAGACAGCCACUGGAAGGCUUGGCGUGCGGAAAAGGGACGAAGGAGAGCGCAAGAGCACAGACGCAGCGGUGUGGGCGAAAGAGCAAAGGAGAGGAUCGAGGCCGACAAGAAGUGGCACGCCCGGCACGACGUGAAAGUGAAAAAGGGCGACUUCCGCGAUAACCAGAAGGAAGAGGUCGACGGCAUCGACACGGAGGUUAUCCACAGCGAUGGGACGGAGGCCAAGCCCGAGCGGCGAAAGGACUACCGCCCCCUCACGAAAGCCGAAAGGACGAGCCACCGCGUGGAUGCCGACGACGAGGAGGAGCUCUACCGGAAGGAGCUCGAAAAGCAGGAAAGGCCGAAGGCGACCGGGCGCUACUCGGCGGACCCGUCGAUUGCGGCCGAGCAGAAGAAGAAGAGGAACCAAAAGAGAAACCAAAGGCGCAACAAGCUGAAGAGGAAGCUUGGGUCGACCUGGGAUCCAGAGCACAAAGGAAAGAAGAAGGUCAAGAAAAGCGAAGACGACGACGAGGAGACUGUGCACUGUGAAGACUACGACGACCGCCGCGACCCAAGAGGAGAAGACCCGGAGGACCCGGGCGAAGGAGGCGUGCGCCAAUCGGUGCACAGCUUCGAGACCGUGGAUGCUGCCAGCCUGGGCGCUUCGCCAGGCGUGGCUAGCGUCGAGGUCAACUUUGACACGGGAGCGGCCGUGACCGUUCUGCCUGAGAAGUACGUGACGCAGCCAAAGGACAACGGCGUCCGCUACAAGACGGCGUCAGGUGAGGCGCUGAAAGACCAAGGAAAAGCCGAGGUCACCGGCACUUUGUCGGGAGGCCGUGGGGCCACGAUCACCGGCCGAGGCGCCGGGGUCCACCGCAUACUCCUGUCAGGAGCACAGGCGUGCAAGACGCAUUUUGCGUUUCUGCACGGAACAGGAGGCUUGCUGGUCCCAAAAGGAACUGCUUUCGCUAAGGAGGCCGACGAGGCGUUGCGCCAGUUGGCUUGGAAGCACAAGGGUGUCGGAACCAAGAUGCAAGUGAAGAACGGCAUCUACGUGUUUCCUCUGCAAGACGAGAAGAAAGGAGUGAAGGGCGGAAGCAAGGGCCAAGAAAAAGGAGGCACUGAAGACGACCGCUUUGCCGAGGAGCCGGAGGAAGACGACGUGAUGCCGCACCUGGUGGUUCGGUGCGACAAAACGCAGCGCACUUGGGCAACUUCGUUGCCCGAGAAAGGCACGCAUGCGUACAACGUCACGUGGUUGGCCAGCGUGAUACGCGAGGCCUCCGAAGAAGUCCAAAAUGUAGUGUUCGACUUGAGAGAGAGUCCUACAAGUACGGAACACGAGAAUGCGCCAUCGAACGGCAUAGCCGAGGCCGCAGUGAGAGAGGUGAAGCGAAUGGUCCGAGCUAUCCUGUCGGAGCUGGAGACAAAGCUUAAGAUCGAGGUGGGCGUGGACCACCCGAUUCUCGCCUGGAUCGCGAGGCACGCAGCGUUCUUGAUGACACGUUUUCGCAUUGGCGAAGACGGGAAGUCAGCUUACGAAAGGACGCUGGGCCGACCGUGGAGGCGACCUACCAUUGUCUUUGGCGAACAGGUGAUGUUCAAGCCAGUUGGUUUGAAACACAAGCGAGGAAGCCUAGAUGCAAGAGUUUGCAUGGGACGUUACGUCGGAACUGCGUCGAGGAACGCAGACUUGCUGAUCAUGACGUCCGAGGGUAUAUCCCGGGGCCACUCCUUGCACAGGAGGCCCGAGGAUGAGAAAUGGCCUGUUGAAGGUUUCGAAGUGCUACGCGGAUUGCCUUGGAGGAUGUCCGGUCCACAAGAGCGAGCGUCGCCCAACCGAGUUGGUAUGCCCGCUCUCGAAGGCGAACAACCCGCGCCACAACACCGAGACUUCAAGGCACGCAACCUGUACGUCAUGAAGUCCGACAUUGAGCUGUACGGCUACACGCCUCAGUGUCCGGGAUGCGAUGCGCAGCUGAUGGGUCUCCCGCAGCGAGCGCACAAUGACGAGUGCAGGAUGAGAGUGCAGAGAAGACUGCAAGAAACCGACGAGGGAAAAGAAAGAGUGAAAAGGGCCCAAGAGCGAGUUGAAAAGGACUACGGAAAGCGGGUCAAAAGAGACCAACCCGCGCUGGAAGGAAGACCUGCCCCCGACGCAAUGGAUGUUGCAGCAGAGGAAGCGGCAGGCGCACCUUUGUCCAGACCAAUGGAGGUCGAGGACCGCGCCGAGCCGAAACAGCGGAAGCGCGCAGCGUCCAAGGACGUCGAGGACCUUUACCGGGAAGAGCCCAGCACGAGGGCUACCGAUGGUCCAGAUGUCGAGGUCAUUGGAGUACACGUGCAAGGGGGAGCAAGUGGCUCUGCAGGACCCGGCCUGGACCACUCACGCCAACAAGCACGAGCAGAUGCAGAAAUGUACGACACAGCAACGGCGAAUCCGCCGCCAGCCAACGAGGAAGUGCGAAUGAACCUGAUUACGCGGAUGUUCGAACAAAAGGGGCUCAAGUGCAGCCCGACUGAAGCGAAGGCCAUAAACUCUAUGGUUCUACAGUUGGGAGGUAAUGGCAAUUCAGCUGUGCCCUGGAGCAUGGUGAAUGAAGGCAUUAUCUUGCCAAUGGACCAAGAGCCGCCGAUGUUCGCUCAGGCUGAGCAUUUGCGUUGCUUCGAAAAGCUGGAACAAGUGAAGCCAAAGCUUCUGGUGGGCAAGCUGCCCACUGGACCCUUCCAGUCAGUACAACGUGCUUUCGACAUGACCAACAAGAUUGGAGUCGAGACCAGACGCGGAAAUUUGAGGAAGGCCCGAUCUCAACUGGGGCUUUGCUUUGAGGCCUUCGAGGCACAGAAGGAAGCCGGAAACUACUUCCUCUAUGAGUGCCCAAGGGGAACUAAGUCCUGGGAGCAUGAACUUGCUCAAAGGAUGGGUUCGCACUUGGUUGAAGGCCCAAUGUGCAAGUGGAAAGUUGACGAAAGUGGAAAAAUGAUUGCAGGCCAAUCCGGCAAGAAGCGAACCCGCUGGAUUACUAAUUCGGCGACGGUUGCAACAGCGCUGGAAAAGCUAUGCAAGGGCAAUGCGAAGGUGUGGAACCGAACGCUAAGCUUCAAGGAGGGGAUCGUGACGGCCAAGGCCGAGUAUCCUCCGAAGCUUGAAAGAGCACUACUGGCAGGAGUGCGAGCACAACUGGUUCUGGAUGGAGAAAUGAAGGAGGUGGGCCAUGUGGGUGGACCUGACCCACACGAGGAGCCACCGCUCGAAGAGUAUCUCCAUGACACCUUACCCAAGGCAGGGCAGCUUCACGUAAGCGAGCCCGUCAUAGACGCAAACACAGGGGCACAACUUGAUGCCAGAAAGGUUGCGGAAGCAAGAGCGUCAGAACUUGCCUGGGUGAAAAAGCAAGGUGUGUACGAGAAAGUCGAAGAGAGCGUGUGUUGGGACGAAACAGGUCGUCCGCCCAUAACCUUGAAGUGGGUAGACCGUAACAAAGGGGAUGACGUUCGGGAAAACUACCGCAGUCGUUUGGUAGUCCGCGAGGUCAAGUCACAGGGACAAGCGGCGUUGAUACCAGACUACGCGCUGUUUUCCUCAAUGCCACCUCUGGAAGGAUUGAAGAUCCUAUGCAGUCUGCUGACGACACUCAAGAGGUCAAAGAGCGGAAAGAAGCUCACGCUGAAGCUGACAGACAUAUCACGUGCACACUUCUAUGGAAAAGCAGAACGACGUGUGUUUGUCACACUUCCCGAGGGAGAUGAAGCUCCCGGCUUUUGUGGUCUGUUGAAACGGACCAUGUAUGGCACCCGUAUUAUAUUGGUGCAUGGGGAUGAUUUCCUAGUCUUGGCAGACGAAGAUGGACAUCGCUUUGUAGACAAAGUACUAUCUGAAGAGUACGAGUUCAAGUGUGAUGGCCACAUAGGACCUGAGUGUGAAAAGGAUAGCAUGACUGUCCUGAACCGGGUCGUGAGCUAUGACAGCCAGACAGGAACUGUUACGUACGAAGCGGAUCCAAGGCACGCGGAAGCCCUAGUGCGCGACCUUGGACUGGAGUCUGCGAAGGCGGCCAAAACGCCAGCAGAAAAGAAAAAGGGAAGUGACCUGAAGGCGAUGCUUGAAGCGCAGCCGUUGAAUGCCGAACUUCAGAAAGCAUAUCGGUCUCAUACGAUGAGGGCAGCGUUCCUUGCGCAGGACCGUCCAGACAUUGCCGAGGCUACGAAGAGCUUAGCACGGCACAUGAAAGAACCCACAGAGUGGGCAUGGGCCGAUCUGAAGAGGCUUGUCCGCUACUUACGCGGAAAUCCACGGCUGAUCUACGAGUACCACCCGCAACGGUUCAGCAAAGAGAUUGUGAUGUACUGCGACUCAGACCACGCUGGUUGCCUCAUCACGCGGAGGUCAACCACGGGACUGGUGACAAUGCUUGGAUCGCACUGCGUGAAACACUCAAGCAACGUGCAAAGCACGAUCUCCCUCUCGAGUGGAGAGAGCGAGUUUUACGCUAUAGUUCGAGCAGGGUCAAUAGGUCUGUCGCUACAGGCGAUGCUAGAAGACUGGGGAUUAAAGGUCGGUCUGCGGAUUCGAUCUGAUUCCUCGGCGGCCCGAGGCACUACUCAGCGCCAGGGCCUCAAGCACGCCACGUGCAAACAAGAUACUUGUGGGUGCAAGAGAAAGUCGCCACGCGAGCUCUGGAGCUAG